AUGUUUCGCCAAUUUAAUAUUCUCGCCACAUUGGCUCGUUGCAAAACGUCUGUUAGUUGCGGUAGGCGCUUUGCUUUGUCCAACACUCGCCUCUUUGGCAAUUUCAACAAGCCUGUGAUUGCCAGAACUAUCCCUAUAGUGCGGACAAAACUUGGUGCUAGUGUGCUCUUUGGAGCAACAGCAUUUACCGGAGGGUUGCUUGUAUUUUCAAAUUCUCCUCAUGUUUCCAAUGAUGUGCUCAUCCAAUCACCCCCACCAGGUACUUAUGCUGGGGUAUCACCAGAAACACGCCAGGCUAACAAAAAGCACCACAAGCUUUCAUAUGACGAUUUGACAUAUGGCUCUAUGUUUGGGCUUGCUCUCGGUAUCAUCAUUGGGAAAUUAUCGUACGUUUUGGCCCUUAUUUCUUUCACCACAUUUUUGUCAAUAGAGUUUCUUGAAAAUCGGGGGAUUAUUCAGAUUCCUUGGAACGGGAUACUAUCGCUCGGAACCCAAAGAUUGAAUCUACGAGACUUUUUAUUGAAUAAUCCAAGCUUUAAACUCGCGUUCUUUUUAAGUUUUAUCAUUGCUGCCUGGAAUGUAUAA
Messenger RNA from Saccharomycopsis crataegensis, 585 nucleotides. It is a transcript of the gene FUN14, whose product is annotated as Fun14p. The record is from RefSeq and is a predicted model, not a curated record. The transcript has a single exon. The coding region runs from base 1 to 585 and encodes 194 amino acids. Lineage: Eukaryota; Fungi; Ascomycota; Saccharomycetes; Ascoideales; Saccharomycopsidaceae.